CCCCAACCCCGACCCUUCUCUCUAUGUUCUUACCUGACCUGAGAGGGUGGCCCUUUGUCUUGUUCUUGGCCUCCUGCCUGUUCCCUGCCCACUCACUGUGUCCUCAAGAAGGAGAAAAGAACCUUCUUUUUUGUCCUCUGUGGGAUCUCCUCUCUGUUCGUUCGAUCUCGUCUAUGUGACCUCAAGUGUUGCUGAAGGUGUCCUCCUCCCAAAUCAUGGUGAGGCGCCAUGGUUGGCAGCUUCCUGCACACAACUUCCAGGUUGUUGCUAUAACAGUUUUCUUUCUUCUGGUUGUUGCAUUCUAUGCCUUCUUCGCACCUUUUCUGGGUAAAGAUGUGAUCGAAUAUGCUUCCAUUGCUGUUUAUACUCCUGUGGCAUUGACGGUUUUUAUCCUUUAUGUGCGUUGUACACGAAUUAACCCUGCUGAUCCUGGAAUUAUGUCAAAGUUUGAUGAUGACUCUGACAGCGAACAAAAGAGUGCUCCAAGUUUGCAAGGCAUAGAUGAUUCAAAAGCAAAUGCCCGGAUGGGACCUCGAAAAAGAACUGCUCGCUGCAGUUUAAUUGGAUUUAUUUGUUCAUUAUUUGUUAAAGAAGACUGUCGCAAACAUGAAGUAACUGAGCAGCAACCUGAUGAGGAUGAUGCAUUGUUCUGUACAUUGUGCAAUGCUGAGGUAUGCAAGUUUAGUAAACAUUGCAGAAGCUGUGAUAAAUGUGUGGAUGGGUUUGAUCAUCAUUGUCGGUGGCUUAAUAAUUGUGUGGGGAGGAAAAACUACAUUACAUUUAUAGCUCUGAUGGCUACUAGCCUCAUCUGGCUUGCCAUUGAAAUUGGAGUAGGCAUUGCUGUUUUCGUACUCUGCUUUGUUGAUAAGAAGGGAACAGAAGCCAAUAUCAAGGAAAAGCUUGGAAAUGGUUUUUCUCGUGGUCCAGUUGCUGCUAUCAUAGCCAUCUGUAUUGCGGUUUCACUUUUAGCAUGUGUACCUCUCGGAGAACUUUUCUUUUUCCACAUGAUACUGAUAAAAAAGGGAAUUACCACCUAUGAAUAUGUUGUUGCAAUGAGAGCAAUGAGUGAGGCACCUCCAGUAUCAGGAGAUGAAGAAGAACCUAAUACUCUUUACUCCCCUACGAAUUCCGCAACAACCAGCUUAAGCAUCGGAAGUUCUCUUGGUCUUCAAUAUAAAGGUGUAUGGUGCACACCUCCAAGGGUAUUUGUUGAUCAGCAGGAUGAAGUCAUCUCUCAUUUGGGGCCUGGAAUGGUGCCUUCAACUGUUGAUCCAGAUGCAGUUGGGUCUGUGGAAAGAGCCAACAAGUCCAAAAAGGCUGUUAAGAUUAGUGCUUGGAAGCUUGCCAAAUUGGACUCUAAUGAGGCAAUAAGAGCAGCAGCGAAGGCCAGGGCAUCAUCUUCGGUCCUUAGGCCCAUAGAGGCUCAUCAUGUGCCUCAUACUGAUGGUAGUUCUAGCGGCAACGCAAGCGUGCGGAGCAGCUUGAGCGCUGAUUAUAGUGCGAGUAAAGAAUCCAGAAGUGAAGUGAAACUGUCUCCUCUAAGAAAUUCCGAACUGCAAAGUAUUGCUAGCAAGGAAGACUUUGAAACUGGCACACAAACCGCAAGCAGCCUUAGCAGUCCGGUUCACAUUUAUGAAUCUGUUGCUCCCAGCUCACUCCCUUUGCAACAUCCUGUCACCGAGCAGCGGCCACCUCAUUUCAUUCCAAGGGGUCCUCCAACUACCCAAAACAACACAAUGUUCCAAUCUUCUGCUGCAGUUGUUAGGGACAACAAAAGGGCUACUGUGGUUUGGGAUCAAGAAGCCGGUAGGUUUGUGUCAGUGCCAGCUGCUGCUGGAAUGGUGAGCACAGAGGUGCCACCUAGAACCUCUCGGGUUUCCUUGGUUAAUCCCUCUCCAGAAACUAGUACUUACGACAGAAGAGCUACUCUGAAGGCUUCUUCCUCGAUAUUGCCGCCUUUAUCACAACAAGAGAGAUUGGUGUACACUGGACGGUCAAUCUUUUUUGGAGGGCCUCUUCUAAAUGAUCCUGUUAGAGAUGCUGUAACAAACAAUAGCAGUUCAGAUGUGAUGCAAGGCAAUAACAAGGAAUCAAAUGCAGAUCAUGAGGAGAGAGGAGGUAAAUGGUAGACCCUUUCCCAAUGUUCUGGAGCUAAUAUGAUACCAAGUGAUCACUGUGCAAGGACUCAAAUUCUUGAGGUCGACUGCUGCUUGUCCAAGGUUUAAGGAACCAUUAAGAGUGAUUUCCUCUCCUGACGACUCUCGAUUCUCCAUGCAUCUCAUGACAAUUUCUUCCCGUGAUUAGAGCUUCUCUUUCAAUCGAUGUCUACCAAAUGAUGGUUUCAUGCCUAUGUUACUACCAAAUUUUAUAGACAAGCUAUCAUUUAAUUGCUACAUUUAUUUGGAAGUUGCAAUUGAAUGCCCUUCUUUCACAAUUGUUUGUCACUGUUGCCACAGAUUUUUGGGGUUGCAAGUUAGUGAACAAAUUGUAGUCUUAUGUCCCAUUUUAGAUUGCUAUCGAAUGAAAUAUAAAGGAAGAAGGAAUU
Messenger RNA from Musa acuminata subsp. malaccensis (wild Malaysian banana), 2545 nucleotides. RefSeq names its product probable protein S-acyltransferase 19. NCBI's taxonomy places the organism in Eukaryota, Viridiplantae, Streptophyta, Magnoliopsida, Zingiberales, Musaceae. Gene Ontology annotation, cellular component: endoplasmic reticulum; Golgi apparatus. Gene Ontology annotation, molecular function: protein-cysteine S-palmitoyltransferase activity. The record is from RefSeq and is a predicted model, not a curated record. Gene Ontology annotation, biological process: protein targeting to membrane; peptidyl-L-cysteine S-palmitoylation.